UCGCACUCUCUGGACAGAAGAAGACAGCUAGGUUCUGUCAUUCGAAACACCAAAAGUGGAAGUCAGUUUUAAAAGUUUUCAAUUUACUAUAUAGAAAUUUUGUUUCGACAUCAAACUAGAAGGUAUACCUGAUAAGCUGAGAGAACAACUGUAUCAGAUUUUUCAGAAAAUUUGGUUUCGGCAUUUUUUUCAAAACUCAAAGAGAGAAAGGAGAAGAACUGAUGCUACCUACACGAGGCACUUGAAGCAGUAAAGGAAACCGACACGACACAUGACAGAUAUUAUGUAGGCUAGUACGGCGAACAGCAAAGAAAAAAACGCACCUUGCCGUAUAAAAAGGAAGACAAUUGUCGUCAGUAGAGUUUCGUUACACACAGUGCAAGGAUGAGCUUCGUUCUACAAAAUUUAGUGAAUCAAAGUAGCAAAGUCUGGGAGCUAAGAGACAGACGAACGGAAGGAUGGCCAUUGACGGAAUCUCCGCUGACGCCUGUGUUGAUUUGCCUAGCCUACCUUUGCAUGGUCAAAAUAUGGGGUCCGAAAUUGAUGAAAAAUCGGAAGCCAUUUCAACUGCGAGGUGUUCUCAUGGUUUACAAUCUGUUCCAAAUUGUUUUCAAUGGAUGGAUGUUCUACCACACGUGCCGUGUGACGUGGUUCAACGGAUACAGUCUUCGUUGUCAGCCGGUGGAUUAUUCCGACAACAAAGACGCCCUACAGAUCAUCGUUAUCGGCUAUUGCCUUUACAUCUCUAAACUGAUUGAUUUCUUCGAUACCUUGUUCUUCAUCUUGCGAAAAAAGGACAAUCAGAUCACUUUUCUGCAUGUCUUUCAUCACACCGCCACUCCACUCAGCGUGUGGCUUUGUUUCCGCUUUAUUGCGGGUGGGCACAGCGUCUUUUUUCUAACAUGCAACACGCUGGUUCACGUCGUCAUGUAUUUCUACUACCUCAUGGCAUCGAUGGGUCCGCAGUUUCAGAAAUAUCUGUGGUGGAAGAAGUACCUGACCGUUUUUCAAAUGGUUCAAUUCGUCUGCGUUGGCAUGCACAGCAUGCAGCUGUUUUUCAUCGAAUGCGACUACCCUAAAGCUUACUCUUGGGGUUCCCUCAUACAGACAAUAAUUUACUUCAUCCUUUUCAAAAACUAUCACGCCGGAGCGUACACCAAGAAUGUAAAACCUUCUUCGAUUGCUGCCAAAUCUGUUUCGCCCAAGAGUCAACAAAAAAAGCAACAUUAAAUUAUAACUUUGUUUUGACGCUCAGUUUUCGUUUCAGACUUUGCCUUUUUUAGACGAAUUAAUAAUAAAGCAAUAAAACAAAUGAUGCUUUUUGCCUUGCUGUAAUAAGGUCUAACCUACAGUACCUGUGGCACGAUUUGUGAUAUUAAUAUGGCAUUCCUUUAUAGCUAUCUUCAACCUGACAAGCUCUGUAAUUCCAAAUUGUUGACAUUUAAGUUUUAUUCCAAGGAGCUCAAUUCUAAAAGAGAAAGCGUCUUUUCGCUACCCAAAACGUAACCAUAUACCAAUCCCUUGCCAUUUAAAAAAGGGUACCGGUUUUCUCUACAAGGAUUGCUCUGGACUCGUUCGCUCAAAUAAAGUGUU
Messenger RNA from Daphnia pulicaria, 1593 nucleotides. RefSeq names its product elongation of very long chain fatty acids protein AAEL008004-like. Gene Ontology annotation, molecular function: fatty acid elongase activity. The record is from RefSeq and is a predicted model, not a curated record. Gene Ontology annotation, cellular component: endoplasmic reticulum membrane. The transcript has 4 exons. The coding region runs from base 385 to 1230 and encodes 281 amino acids. NCBI's taxonomy places the organism in Eukaryota, Metazoa, Arthropoda, Branchiopoda, Diplostraca, Daphniidae. Gene Ontology annotation, biological process: fatty acid elongation, saturated fatty acid; fatty acid elongation, polyunsaturated fatty acid; very long-chain fatty acid biosynthetic process.